GACACUCGGCUCUCCACUCCUCCUGAGGAAGGGCUCCCCUGCCAGUGGGCAGACAUGGCCUUCUGGAUCGGGGCCUUGGCCCUCUUUGGCCUCCUGGCCUGCUGGCUUUGGAGACGGGCGGCAUCCGGGCAGCACAAACAGGGGCCCAUGGAAGAAGAAGAAGAGGAGCAGGGGGGGUGUCACGGCCGGGCCGACUUUGCCGUUGGAGACUGCCAACUGAUCUGCAAGCCCUCGGCUCUUGCGCAGGCCUUGCUCAAGAGCUUCCGCAGGUGCCCGGACCUGGAGGCCCGGUGCUGGGCGUGGAAGAGCUGGCCGAACCUCCAGACUGCCGCCCAGCUCCUGUGGCCACCAGCCCAGGCGCUGGAGUUUGCCAGAGACCACCUCGAACUGGCAGACGGCGGCCUCGUGGCCUUGGACUGGGUGGUGGGGCCGUGGGAGCCGGGCAGCAGAAGAGCCACCAGCCCGGGGAAGGCCGCCACGGUGCUCCUGGUGGUGCCCAACGCCACCGGCCGCCUCACCCGGGCGGUCCACCAGCUGUGCCAGAUGGCCCUGCAGCAGGGCCACUGGCCGGUCAUCUUCAACCGGCGAGGGCACAACGGCUGCCCUCUCACCAACCUGCGGCUGCAGCCCUUUGGCCAGCCGGCGGACCUGAAAGAGGCCGUGGCCUACAUCCGCUCCCGCCACCCGGCCACCCUGCUCUUUGCUGUCAGCGAAGGCUCCGGGUCGGGCCUGCUGCUCUCCUACCUAGGCGAAUGCGGCUCCUCCAGCUCCCUCCGAGGGGCGGCCUGCAUCUCGCCUGUGCUCAAGUGCCGGGACUGGCUUGAAGGCGGCAUCCCCUGGCUGUACGAACAGAGCCUGCUCUUGCUGCAGAAGAGAGACAUCAGCAGGUACCGCAAGGCCCUGCGGGAGGCCGUGGACAUGGAGCGGGUGCUGAGAUGCGGCUCCCUGCAGGAGUUUGAAGAGGCCCUCUUCUGCCCCCAGGAGAGGGGCCCGGCCACCACCUGGGAGGCCUACUGGGAACACAACGACCCACUGAGGGACGCGGACAAGGUGGCCGUGCCGGUGCUGUGCCUGUGCAGUGCCGACGACCCCAUCCGGGGCCCACCCAGAGACACCCUCCCCUGGGAGCUCUUCCGGAGCAGCCCGUACUUCUUCCUGCUGCUGACCCCGCAAGGCGGGCACUGUGGCUUCCUGAGGAAGGGGUCCUCCCCCCCCUCCAGCUCCUGGGGCAACGCAGUGGCCCUGGAGUACCUACGUACCUUGGCCAAGUUCUUCCGCUCCGAGGAGAGGCUGUGCCGGAGAAGCUCCCGCGUGCAGCAUCGCCGGCGCUGAGGGGCCCUCCCGUGCAGAGAGGCCUUGCUGCUCUCCCCCAAGACCUUCAGCUGGCAAAGGUCCUACACACGGUGAGGGUGUCGGUGUCGUCGUCAGGAGCCACAGGAGGAAGUGGGGUUGAGAAGGAAUCCCCCCCCCUGGCAGCUGGAAUACACCUGCCCAGUUUUUAUUUAAACUAUUUGCUCCCUAAUCCUAAUUCGGAUGUUACUCAUAUCGUGGCCAAAUAUUGUUAUAUGAUAUGCCAAAUGCGUAUAAAUGUAGUCUGAUUUUAUAUCAUCAUCUUAUUAUCAUCAUUAUUAUUUUAAUAUUGUUGUAUUUCUGGUCUACGACCGAAAUAAAGUUUUACUAACCUG
Messenger RNA from Hemicordylus capensis (graceful crag lizard), 1685 nucleotides. It is a transcript of the gene ABHD15, whose product is annotated as abhydrolase domain containing 15. The coding region runs from base 55 to 1332 and encodes 425 amino acids. The record is from RefSeq and is a predicted model, not a curated record. Gene Ontology annotation, molecular function: monoacylglycerol lipase activity; short-chain carboxylesterase activity. Lineage: Eukaryota; Metazoa; Chordata; Lepidosauria; Squamata; Cordylidae. The transcript is spliced from 2 exons.